AUGUUUAGCCCUUCACAUCUCAAAACCUUGCACCCUCUUCAAGUCUUCUCGGUAAAACCAUCGUCCCCAUCUUCAACCAUAAGCUCCAUGAAGCUGAAAAGAAUCGUCCACACCCUCAUAGUCUCCCACUUGUGCCGAAUCAUUCGCGCACUCUCCAAAGUCAAAGCUGUCGUGGUUGAGAUUCUUAAGGACAAUUCAAGCAUCCACUUCCCUCACAAAAAGAAUUUCAACAACAGACGCAAGAAGAUCAUCUUAGGGUCCUUCAGGCUUCACUACAACUGGUGCUCCUCCAAAUCCUCGCACGUGUUACCGGUUCCAGAACCGGUUUUCGAAGGUUUGUCUGCAGCCACUUUUUCUGGGGAGCCACAAGAUGAAGAUUGCCCCUACCUUCGGUGGCUUGAGGAGAAGAAGGUUGAAGUUGAAGGUGGUGAGAAGAAGGGUGCAAGUAGUGCAAGUGCACAUGCAGGUGCAAAUAAUGAGCAUGAUAUGAAUGAGAUUGAUGUGCUGGCAGAAAUGUUCAUUGCCAAUUGCCACGAGAAGUUCAGGUUGGAGAAGCAAGAGUCCGAUAGGAGGUUCCAAGAAAUGCUGGCUAGAAGCAUGUAA
Messenger RNA from Sphenostylis stenocarpa, 603 nucleotides. Lineage: Eukaryota; Viridiplantae; Streptophyta; Magnoliopsida; Fabales; Fabaceae. The record is from the annotation of a GenBank genome assembly.